This is a messenger RNA of Rhipicephalus microplus (southern cattle tick), 447 nucleotides long. RefSeq lists its product as uncharacterized. Gene Ontology annotation, molecular function: zinc ion binding; ubiquitin-protein transferase activity. Gene Ontology annotation, biological process: protein ubiquitination. NCBI's taxonomy places the organism in Eukaryota, Metazoa, Arthropoda, Arachnida, Ixodida, Ixodidae. The record is from RefSeq and is a predicted model, not a curated record.
AUGGACAAACGGUGUGCGGAGUCCGAUCAGAGCAACAGCGUGGAAGGCGGCUUUGUGUGCCGCAUCUGCUACCGUGGUUCCGGCGACUUGUUCGCACCUUGCGAGUGCCGCGGCACCAUGGCCCUGACCCACAAGGCCUGCCUCGAGCGAUGGCUGCGCGAGCGGGACACCGACCAGUGCAACGUCUGCCUCGCUCGCUUCAGGGUUCGUCGCGUCCAGCCGCCACUUCACAAGUUCUUCGCGGAAUCGAGCAACCGGGGCGACGUGCUGCGUAUGGUGGUGAACCUGAUCUCGGCUGCCGGGGACGUGGUGGUGCUCGUGUUCGCGUGGAGUUACGCCAGUCGUUUCCUCGGCAGCCUCGGCUGGUUCCUAUAUCUGCUUGUCGUGGCCCUGCUCGUCUUCCAGACAUUAUUUUGGAUUAUGGUCGAAUGUGCGAGGGUGUGGUAA